AUGGCACGGAAAGCGGAAAAUGGGCGAAUGACGGCCAGUGGCGUUGGCGGUGGCACAACACCCAGCGCCACGCCGCCACCUCGUGAAGUAGAAGUCACGGUCUAUGACAAGUUGCUUAACGAGGUGCGUACAUUCCGCUGUCAUCAACACCUUUUGGAGACAUCGAUGGCGUACUUUGAACCUAUAAUACGGCGGUAUCUGGAGGAAGAGGCGGAAGAAGAAAAGAAGAGAAUUCGUGCGGAAAUUGAAAAGGGUAGGGACAGCAUUUCUGGUGCUAGUGCCGCCACGAAUCUAGAGACGAGUAUUGGCGUAACGGAUGGGUCUGCUGACAGGAAGGCGAUUAUUGGAACGAGGGGGCAAGGAGACGUGGGGCCGUCCUCAAGAAUCAGUGGGAACACUCCACUACCACCCAUUCCUAUUCGUGUAAACUGCGAUUUGAGUAUCUUUUCGUGGCUGAUGGCAUAUAUCCAGGGAAAGGAUCGGCCAUUCACUCCUGAGAACGCUGUGUCAAUUGCCUUGUCUUCAAACUUUUUACUUAUGACGCAACUUGUUGAUUUACCCCUUCAAUACAUCAAGGAGAACCUCGUGCAGGUAAUGCUCUCUGGGGUAAACAUGGAGUGCCUUACAGGUGAACUUUUGGCGCGGCUGUGCACCAUGUUAUCGGAGGGCGACCUCGCACGCGCCUUUUUAAGAUUGUAUGACUGGCGAACUGAGUACUCUUCGAAUAGACGUUUCUUGACAGCGCUUCUUCGUCAUGUUGUUUGUGAUCGCCUUGGGGAGCGACGGGCCGGUGGGUUGCGUUGGUGUCAAUACUGCGGAGUUCUGUUUGACCAACAUGAGCUUCUUCGUUUGGAACGGAGUGGGAAAAAUGUGAAACCAGCACUUUGUCCGAGGCUGACAAAGUCCUCCAUUGGGACCCGUGGUGAGAUUCUCAUCACUCAUGUUGCUUCAAAGCAACCUGCCAACCUGGCCUUCCCCUCAAUUUCUUGGGGUGAUGAACAUGUGGAACGGUGGGCGUGGCGCAUUAUUGGAGCAACGUACUUUUUUUUAUGUCGGCAAUGCAACCACCUUGUGUCUCUGACAGAUACCACGACUCACGGGUGUUCUGGAGGAGUGGCGGCUUUUUCCUGCGUUGAGGGCGGAAAUCGAGCCGAUAGCGAAGCACUUCUUGCGUGGUAUGAUUACUCCAAAUAUCUUUACGUUGGUGGUCUCAAUCCCAUUUACUCCCGUCAGACGGACGUGCCACGCGAGUUCGUCCUGACGUUAUCCCCCAUGGGUGAUUGGACCUGUGAGGACGGGGGUGACUGUGCUGUGCCAGGGCUGUGGUGCACUCACCCCAUCGCCGUGGAGAGAUCGGUUGAUACAAAGGGAAGGGUGAGCCUCGAUACACAGAAUGGAUUUGAGCGAUGGUUAAUGUUGGAGCUGCAGCAAAUGAUGGAGGACUUUGGUGCAGGGGGUAAAACAAACGCCUCCGUGAGCGAUGCACAGACGCCAAUACCACCGUCCAAAGCACCGACCACCAAUUUUGCCUUGCAAUUGUCACUCAAGACAAGCAACCGGGGGACAGAAUACAUGGCUGGACCCGGGGCCAGGCGGACAUCGUAUCGCGGCAACAGAGGAGAGAGUCGUAGUGGGUUUGGCUUUGGAAACGAUGUGGUAAACAAGCGGAAGGAGACAACAAAUAAUAACGGCAUUCAGCGUGUGAAGGAUCCAUCCGGUGGUGCACAUGUGGCCUCCAAUUCAAAUAAGAACAACGUUGUUUCCUCUUUCUCUAACAGCGCUCGCGUCAGGUCAGCGCAAUCGUCGAGGCCCUCUGCGAGGAAACUAAUUAACUUUGACCCAGAGUCGAGUGGAGGCAACUCCUUUAUUUCACAAGCUCAACGGCAGUGA
Molecule: messenger RNA, 1890 nt
Organism: Trypanosoma cruzi
Lineage: Eukaryota; Euglenozoa; Kinetoplastea; Trypanosomatida; Trypanosomatidae
Exons: 1
Coding region: 1-1890 (629 amino acids)
Source: RefSeq, a predicted model, not a curated record